AGUCAUUCUUGUAGGAGAUUUUGAUUGAGGGCUUGUCUCUGUAGGUGGUAACUUAUGUCCAGGCAUGUGAUCGGGUUUAGACCUGCUCUACUGGCAUGAGGUAUUCAACAAAACUCAUGAUAUCUUGGAUACAUCAUGUCCAGGGACGACCUUUCAUAUCGUGCUACACCGGUAAAUAUGUUUCCAAGUCCCCAGCUGUCAGCAAUGCUUAUCAUCAGCUUGCUACCUGCAGAAUGCAUCGACAGAGUGUGAGAUGAUUUCUCCGGUCAGAGAGAUCUGGAUAACACCUUCCAGAUCUCUCUCCUCUGUAUGUUUGAAGGGACGGGAAACCCUCGAUAAUCCAGUAAAUUAAUACUUACCGAAGAGGCUCUGUCUGUUCAUACUGGCCUUUCCUCGUAAUAGUCGUCCACCUACACCGAUCAGAAGCAAAUGGAUUUGAGAAAGUCCGAUUCGUCUGUUCCCAACAGUUCCAGGCGGACGCAAUUGUGGACUCAACCCCUUAGAGUCCUAAGACGAAUCAAACGAUCCGUGGCUACAGGCAGAAACUAGCGAGGAGUUCUUAGCAUCAUUGUAACAAGACAUCCUUCGUUGAUAUAGUUGAUGGGGUCUUUUGCACCUAAAUCAAUUUGUCACGAUGCACCACGGCUGUGCAUUCUCUUCCAAAGAACUGACAUGCACACAUAAAGUGACUGCACAGCUGAUGCCCACUCGGUUAUUUGGAGCGGAAAACAUCUCAUUGAAGCACUGGACGGUUAGGAAGUGCAAAUGCAUAACUGCGAUGCCGAAGCAUGUUUUGAAUUGACACUUGGUCUUGCUCCAAUUACUGUUGAAAUACAGAGUGAUAUUACGUGACAAGUAUUUCGUACGUUCAGACUUGUCAGACUGCUUCUCAGGUUUCAGUGACGACAACUUAGUCAGCCGUGUAAGUCAUUCAAGAAGAUGAAGACAUAAGGCAGACUUUUUCAUCAAUCAGUGAAACUGAAUUUAACGAUCGAAAGCCCAUUACAGAGAUUUCAACUUUCAGAAUGAUCACAUCCGCAGAGGUGACGACAGACAGAACUGUAGUCCAUCUCUUCUGAAUUUGUGCUUAUGAACGUCCAAGGAGAAGGUUAAAGCUCGAUCAGUCAGAGUAAGUCCGGCCUCCUCCAUGCAUGUGUCAGAAAAUAGGGUCUGAGGAAUAUUGCCUUCACGACCGAGGUCAAGACUGGACAUUUCGAGGGGUUUCGAAGGCAGAUAUAUUUCCCUAGUGACGAAAUCUAAAUCGAAGUUCGAGUAAAGAUCAGGUCUUACGCC
Messenger RNA from Marchantia polymorpha subsp. ruderalis, 1293 nucleotides. The record is from the annotation of a GenBank genome assembly. Lineage: Eukaryota; Viridiplantae; Streptophyta; Marchantiopsida; Marchantiales; Marchantiaceae.